This is a messenger RNA of Dryobates pubescens (Downy woodpecker), 7335 nucleotides long. It is a transcript of the gene MICAL2, whose product is annotated as microtubule associated monooxygenase, calponin and LIM domain containing 2. The transcript has 36 exons. The record is from RefSeq and is a predicted model, not a curated record. Gene Ontology annotation, molecular function: FAD binding; protein binding. NCBI's taxonomy places the organism in Eukaryota, Metazoa, Chordata, Aves, Piciformes, Picidae. The coding region runs from base 457 to 6912 and encodes 2151 amino acids.
AGGGUCCCUCCGGGAGUGAGGGCACCCGCAGUCGGGCUUUGUCACCGGGAGUGAGGGCACCCGCAGUCGGGUUUGCCUUCCGCGGGUGGCGGCGCCAGGGAUUGCGCCCUCCCGUCACUUCGCGGAGCGCAGGUGGCUGGUGGCCGGGGCUGAGCGAGGGGGGUUGCCCGGCCGGUGCCCGACGGGGCGUGCGAGCGCUUGCAGCGCUUGGGGGGCUGUGCGCUCUUGGCCGAGUUCGGUGCUUGCCGGCUGGGGUGCUUUCGCAGCCCAGGGUUGUACCUGCCCCCUGCGCGGCGGCAACACGGGGACUCCGAUGCGGUGUUUGAGGGCGACGCAGCAAAAGUAACGCUUGUCUGUAUUUCGAAUUACAUGCCUGGAAGUACUUGGUAGUGUUGAUCACCUGUACUUCAGCACAAGAACUCCAGCUUAAUCCUUUUCAAAUACUUCUCUCAGAACAUGGGGGAAAAUGAUGACGAAAAAUGCAGUCAGGCUGGCCAGAUAUUUGAGAACUUUGUACAAGCAUCAACCUGCAAAGGUACCAUUCAGGCCUUUAAUAUUCUCACUCGCCAACUUGAAUUGGAUCCUUUGGACAAUAGAAACUUUUACACCAAACUGAAGUCCAGAGUGACGACAUGGAAGGCCAAAGCUUUGUGGAACAAGCUUGACAAAAGAGCAAGUCACAAAGAAUAUAAACGUGGGAAAUCUUGUAUGAACACGAAGUGUUUAAUUAUUGGAGGUGGCCCAUGUGGCUUGCGGACUGCCAUAGAACUUGCCUUCCUGGGAGCCAAAGUUGUGGUGGUGGAGAAGCGGGACACUUUCUCAAGAAACAACGUGUUACAUCUCUGGCCGUUUACCAUCCACGAUCUCCGGGGACUGGGAGCAAAGAAAUUUUAUGGGAAAUUCUGUGCAGGAUCUAUUGAUCACAUCAGUAUUCGACAACUUCAGCUUAUCCUCUUCAAAGUUGCACUUAUACUAGGAGUUGAAAUCCAUGUGAACCUAGAAUUCGUGAAACUCCUGGAGCCUCCUGAAGAUCAAGAAAACCAAAAGAUUGGUUGGAGGGCUGAAUUUCUCCCCAUGGAUCACCCGUUGUCAGAGUAUGAAUUUGAUGUUAUUAUUGGUGCAGAUGGCCGCAGGAACACGUUAGAAGGUUUCAGGAGGAAGGAGUUUCGUGGAAAGCUGGCUAUAGCUAUCACUGCCAAUUUUAUAAACAGAAAUACAACUGCAGAAGCCAAGGUAGAAGAAAUUAGUGGUGUUGCUUUCAUCUUCAAUCAGAAAUUCUUCCAGGACCUAAAAGAGGAAACGGGAAUUGACCUGGAGAAUAUUGUUUACUACAAAGACAGCACUCAUUAUUUUGUGAUGACAGCAAAAAAGCAGAGUCUUCUGGACAAAGGGGUGAUUAUUAAUGACUAUAUUGAUACUGAGUUGCUCCUCUGUGGGGAAAAUGUGAACCAGAGCAAUUUGCUGUCCUAUGCCAGAGAAGCUGCUGACUUUGCAACCAAUUACCAGUUGCCUUCCUUGGAUUAUGCAAUUAAUCACUACGGGCAACCAGAUGUUGCAAUGUUUGAUUUUACUUCCAUGUAUGCAUCUGAAAAUGCUGCACUAGUGAGAGAGAGGCACAGACAUCAGCUCCUGGUGGCACUUGUUGGAGAUAGUUUGCUUGAGCCCUUCUGGCCAAUGGGUACUGGCUGUGCAAGAGGCUUUUUAGCUGCUUUUGAUACUGCGUGGAUGGUGCGGAGUUGGGCUCAAGGAAAACCCCCGUUAGAAAUCCUUGCUGAACGGGAGAGCAUUUAUCGACUCUUGCCUCAGACUACCCCUGAAAAUAUUAAUAAGAACUUUGACCAGUAUACCAUUGACCCAGGAACAAGAUACCCAAACUUGAACUCAAGCUGUGUUCGACCUCACCAGGUGAGACAGUUGUAUGUUACCAGUGAGUUACAACAAUGUCCCCUUGAAAGAGUAAGCUCCAUUAGAAGAUCAGUGAAUCUCUCAAGACAUGAGUCAGAUAUUCGUCCUAACAAGCUUUUGACCUGGUGUCAGAAACAGACAGAGGGGUACCGUAAUGUUAAUGUCACAGACCUGACUACCUCCUGGAAAAGUGGCCUUGCCUUGUGUGCAAUUAUCCAUCACUUCAGACCUGACCUCAUUGACUUUGAUGCGCUGAAUGAAGAGGAUGUUGUCAAAAACAAUCAGCUGGCAUUCGAUAUUGCGGAGCGGGAAUUCGGGAUUCCCCCUGUGACCACAGGGAAGGAGGUGGGGUCAGCCAGGGAGCCUGACAAGCUCAGCAUGGUCAUGUACCUCUCCAAGUUUUAUGAACUGUUCAGGGGCACACCUCUGCAGGCAGUAGAUGCUGAUGACAAGCAAAAUGGAGAAAAUGAUGACUUUUUCUCAGCAAAAUCAUCAAACUUCAUCUUCAAUAAUUAUAUCAAUUUAACUUUACCAAGAAAACGAAUACCAAAGGUAGGUGGGAAAACAGAAGAAAAGGAGACUAACAAAAGACGUCGAAAAGGUCUUUUUGGUGUCUUCGAGGAGGCUUCAGGCUUUUCAAGCCAAGGGACAAAUGCUGGGAAAGAACAAAGUGAUGGCAGAGAAGGAAAGAACCAGAACAAAGUUAAAUCAAUGGCAACACAACUGUUGGCAAAGUUUGAAGGGAAUGCUUCAAAUGCGAUUUUGCGGAGGCAGGAGCUAGAUAGACCAGCCCUGCUCUCUUCUGACCCUCCUGUUAAUCCUCGCUUUGCUAAACCUAUGGAUCCAAGCCUUCUUCCACCUCAACCCAAAAGGCAGGUAGGAACUCACGGGCAGUGCAGAAAGCAGAAUUUUUUCACUUCAAGUGUUUCCCAGUUUCAGGUGGUAGCUAGGAGUGAACACGAGGUCAGGGAACCCAAACAGUCUUUAAAUGGUUCUGAUCAUAUGGCCAGGAGAGCAAAGACUGUACAAAAAGCAGAUACCCUGCCCAGUCUGUCAGAAACCUCUGAAAAUCUCGCAUCUGCCUGUUCUGCUGCCUUUGUACUUUCUGGAGUGCUUGAGCGUCUUCAGCACCUGGAGGAAAAAAUAAAACAGAAAAGAGCCCAGACCAUAGCAAAUAGGGAAUUCCAUAAAAAGAACAUUAAAGAGAAAGCAGCACAUCUUGCCUCAAUGUUUGGAUACAUGGAGUUUCCAAAGAAUAAGCUACCUACUAAAGGCUUACCUCAUUCUCAGCUCCCAACUCCCUCUUGCCCUCUACCUCAUGACUCAGCUGCUGCAUCUUCUCCAUCAUCUGUCAGUUCAGCUUCUCCUGCUGUUCCUUCUAGACAGAUGACUGUAGGAAAGGUCUCACGUGCAGUUGGAGCUGUGGCUGAAGUUCUUGUCAAUCUGUAUGUGAAUGAUCACAGGCCCAAGCCACAGCUUCCCCCUCUUGAACUGGGAUCUCUGCGAAAAGAAUUUCCACAGUCUGUCGGGGGGAGUGACAUCUGUUAUUUCUGCAACAAACGGGUCUACGUUAUGGAGCGGCUGAGCGCAGAAGGCCACUUCUUUCACAGGGAGUGCUUCAAGUGUGAAGUAUGUUCUACAACACUGCGGUUAGGAAUUUAUGCCUUUGAUGUUGAAGAAGGCAAAUUUUACUGUAAACCUCAUUUUACACACUGCAAAAUCAGUACUAAACACAGAAAGAGAAGAGCAAUGACACAGAUCCAAGGAAAGGAGACAACAGAAGCAUGGAAAAAAGAGGAACCCAAACCCACGGAGACCAUCACAGAAAACACUUUGUCUGCAGCUAACAGUCCAGAGGACAGGUCCCCAGGUAUCCUGACUUCCUUCUUUAGGGGCACGCUAAACUGGCCCCUGCGGGUGACAAGGGAUCUGCUUGACAUUCCCAGACGCCUGUCUAACUGGAUGCAUGGUUUUCUGCACGCUACCAAUCUUCAUUUCAGGGACAAUGCAUAUAACUAUACCUACUUGUACGAACUCUUGAGCCUUGGUGUGCCAUUCCUCUAUGCUCUUCUAGAGGUACUUGCUCAUAUGUACCGGGAAGCAGAGCUAUCACUUGAGAAUGUGCUUGAGUGGGUGAAAAAAAUUCUAACACCCAGCCUGAUGGCUGUCUCACUGAGCAGUGAGGACCUGCAGGCUGCACCUGAAACUUCCUCAUUGCAUCCUUGUGGAGUGGAUGAAUCCCAGCAGGGAUGUACCACAGAUCCCCAGGUUCAAAGGAUGCUGGGCUAUCAGUGUGUACAGCUUGCCUGCACCUGUGGGGACACAUGGGGUUCCUCACAGAAACCACUGCUGCUGGCCAAGGAAGUGAGUUCCCCCCUGAAGACUCCUUUGCUUCAGCUUGCCCCUAACACCCAGCUUUGUGCUUUCCCAGACCAUCACCUGCCUACAACUGAUGAGCCCACCUCCCCAAAGAAGGCGAAGAGCAUCCCCAAGUGCCCUGAUCUGGAGAGCUGGUUCUCACCCCCUUCCCCUGAGUGGGCCACCGUCAGGAUCAUACCUGAGGAGGAGAUGACUGAACACAACCUUCUUGCUAUCAGAGUCAUGGUCACCAGUGAUGCAAGCAGCUCUGAGCUGGAGUCUGAUUUUAAUGGUGACUCAAACUCUGAAGUGAAUGAAGGAGGGACCUCAUUGCCUGAACCCUCUGUCUGCCUGAGCCCUUUCCAGAGGUGGGCAUCACUCACCAGGAGCCCUGUGGUGCUAGAGGAAAGCCCCAAAACAUCUAAAGUUGCCGAUGCACUACAGAGAGCCAACAGUUUUCACUCCACAGCAUACAAUAAGUAUCAGAAUUGGAGGAGAAAACUGCAAACAAGUUGCCCUUUACUGUCCAGCAAGAAACAUGGGCUACACUGGAAGGAGAGCUCAACCAGCUGUCAAAGCAGUCCUGAAGAGGAUCACCUUCAAACACAGGUACAAAGGAGAAUUGUACAGAGGAAAAAAAAGAAUGUAACUAUUGGUGGGCAUGCACAGUUGGCUUCUCACAAGAAACCAACAGAAGUUACAAGAGAUCAUUUCAAACCCUACAGCCCAGUAUUUCAAAGAAAAGAAAAAUCUAGAGAGAUGCCUGAAGAAAUCCAUCCCUAUGUGCCUCAUUGUCCUUUUCAGAGCAGCACCAGACAUUUUCCACAGAUCUCUCCUGGGAAUGGGACACUGGCUGCUGAUUUUUCAGAGCCCGAAGAUGCAAAUAGUGACGUUGGGGCAUACACAACAAAGGGCUGGAAGGAAAAAACCCAGAAACAUACCUCUGAAGCAGAUUUUAAUAGGAAGAAAAAAAUGUUAUCUUUUCUGGAUUUGAAAGAGAAAGAUGGCAAAAAUACAAGGCACCCAGAAGAAAACCUUGAGCAAGAAUUAAAGGAGACAGAAAAGAAGCUGAUAUUUUGUAGUCAACAGCGACCCUUGUCAUAUGAUUCAAGCAGGGUAGACAUAGGACAAAACAAAGAAGCUCUGUGGACUUCAGAGGAGAAGGGUGAUGACUGGCAAAGAGAUGGGUUCAAACUCUCUUGUCCUAUGCCUCUCUUAUUUGCAGAUGGUGCUCCACCAGCUUUGCCAGUUGACACAAAAGAUUCUCUGAGAGGUCCAGAUGCAGCUUCCAGGGAGCAUACAGCUGGCUGCCCAAAAUCACCACUAAAGCUCAUAGCCCAUGCCAUCAAAAGGUCCAUUUUGGAACCUCUAACGUCAUCUCCAGAAGGACUAAAGCAGGACUCAGACAGCAAAGUCAAAGCCUCUUCAGAACAAGCUGUCUUCAGCUUCUCCAGUGCUCCUGGCUGUUCCCUAAGCCAAAGGAAUAUUAACAGUAAUAGAACAAAUAACACUCAGCCACAGGAGCUUAUAGCAGGGGAGUGUGCAGGAGAGUAUUUAGCAAAUGGGAGGCCUUUCUCAAAUACAUCCAGUUUUUCUGUUGGCUCUGAAGAGAGAUCUCCAAGGCGUUAUAGCAAGAAGGUAUUCUUCCCUGUCUACAGUCCUCACACCAGGCCUUCCAAGACAACCAGUAUACCUCAGGAAUCACCUUGCACUAGGAUGGAGGAUGUCCCAGAACUUCUGGAAAAGUUUACCUUUAAAGAGAAUCCUCUAGGGGCUCCCACGGAUGACACAUUUAUCUGUAAUGAAAAGUACCUCCUUCUUUCAUCUCCGGAGCCUGACGACACCUCCAAGGACAAUCUGGACAACUCAGGACAGAAGGGUAGCCUUGGGUCACUUUUCAGUAGAUUGAGAAGUAAAUUUUGUGACAAAGAAGGGUAUUCCUUUGUGUCAUCUCUGCCUUUCUUGAAGGACCAUCCUCCAGAAGACAGGCUGUGUUAUCCUUUCACAGGAUGUGAACACCUACCUGUCAGAAAACAAGCUACUGAGUAUUCUACUUCUUCCUCUGAUGAUGAAUUUGAACCCAAGCCUUCAUUAACACACAAGGCAAAAAGAGCUCUCAGAAGGAGAAGGAAGCUGGAGAAAGAGACAAAGCAACUGAUUAAACAAGAGGAGCUAAAGAGGCUUCACAAAGCACAGGCGGUCCAGCGCCAGCUAGAAGAACUGGAGGAAAGACAAAGAGCUCUAGAGAUUUUUGGUGUCAAACUGGAGAGAGAACUAAGAGGAGAAUCAGAUUCAGGUAUAAACGAUGAAACUCAGAUGCUACAUGAAUGGUUUGAGCUGGUCCUGGAGAAGAAUAAACUAAUGCGUUAUGAGUCUGAGCUCCUGAUUAUAGCUCAAGAGCUAGAACUACAGGACCACCAAAGCCGACUGGAACAAAAGCUGAGAGAAAAAAUGGCCACCGAUGAUAACCUUAAAAAUGAGAUGGAUCUGAAUGAAGAGGAUGAAAUCUUUACUGAAAUGAUGAAAGUGGUUGAAGAAAGGGACAAACUUGUAUCUAUCUUAGAGGAGCAGAGAGUGAAAGAAAAAGCAGAAGACCAGCACUUUGAAAGCAUUAUACUAUCCAGAGGCUAUCAGCUGGGCAGGAUUUAAACAGCCACAUGCAGACAGACAUGAUUUCAGCAAUAUUUGUGAUCAUGGAGAGACAGUCUUCUGAAAAAUGAAGAAAUUCAAAUGUAGUAUCAAUGUAUUCAGGAAACAUUUUGUUAUCAAAAGCUCUAAAGCAGUUCUGCUCAAACUGGAGUGAGUCACUUCACUAUCAGCUUAAAGGAUCACUGAAAUACAGACUGGGACUGAAUUUACCUGUCUGAUGGACAUCAGGGACUUUGAAAGGGAAAUUAUUUUCUUGGAAUUUUAUUUUAAUGCUGAGAAUAGAAUUCCUGAGAAACAUGACAUCAUUUAGUAUUUUUGAGACUGCAUUACUUCCAUUUGUCUCAAACUGUACGUGGUUUUAUUAAUAUUUUGUCACAGCCAAGCCAUGUUGAACUAUUUAAAGGUCAGAAAGGGAGCAUCUCU